Messenger RNA from Megachile rotundata (alfalfa leafcutting bee), 4816 nucleotides. It is a transcript of the gene insc, whose product is annotated as INSC spindle orientation adaptor protein. The record is from RefSeq and is a predicted model, not a curated record. NCBI's taxonomy places the organism in Eukaryota, Metazoa, Arthropoda, Insecta, Hymenoptera, Megachilidae. Gene Ontology annotation, molecular function: cytoskeletal adaptor activity. Gene Ontology annotation, cellular component: apical cortex. Gene Ontology annotation, biological process: apical protein localization; establishment of mitotic spindle orientation; regulation of asymmetric cell division.
AUCCUAAUAUAAGAAAGGAGUUUUUCCUGGAACUAAAAGGCACAAUAAUAAGGAACACUAUAAUUUCUUCUUGUAAAAGUAAUUUGUGCUAUAAAUAUUUUUCAUAAAAAUUUAAAUUUCACCAACCAAUCAGGGUAACGCACACACGCGCUUUAAAUAACAGUCAGUACCCAGCUGUCCCCCAUUUCGUACGGAUCUUUCCGUACAAUAGAUUCGACCAGACCCUUUAUGCCUUUACAAAAUAAGUCUAUUGGUGUAGACGUUCCCGCACAUAUGUAGCGUUUCGAAACAAUACCACAGAACAGUCAGUUGUUGUGGAAUACAAAAGAAUCUAACAUUACGAGAAGCUUAUUGCCACGUUUGGAAAUAUCUAAAUUCGUCAGCAUCCAUUACUAAUAAAAUUCCAAUGCGUGAAAUCAUCAUUCUGCGAAAUAAUCGUCAAAGAGAACGAGUGAAAAGAAUAACAUGAGCUGUGCAACUUUUACUUCAAUUUCUACAUUUUCAAACAAAAAUGCAAGAUAACAUAUUAAUAUCGUAUGUUAAAUAAUUCUUCACAUUUUAUUUUUGAUGGAUAAUUGUUCUCGUAGUAACGUGUAUCGGCUAUGUAACUGAAAACUGAUGCAUAACUAUGAUGCCAAUGCUAAUACAUACAUGAUCGACCUCUAAACGAUUGAAUUGCGAAUUGGACUAAAGAGAUCGAAUCGAAGAUCGAAGUCGUAAUAGUACACGGGUUAAGUGAAUCAUUCACGCACACAUACAGAAGGGACACUUCAGUGCCGUCGUUAGCUCAAGGGGCCCCGGCACUUUGAAAAUGUACAGAAUUAUGAAUUUGGAAAUUUGAAUGCAUUUGAAAUUUGGGGGCAUGGAAAUUUGGGAAUAUGGGAAUUUACAAAUGUAAGAGUUUCGAAACUUGAAGAUUUAGAAAUUACAAAAUUUGCAUAUUUUGGAAAGUCGGAAAGUCGAAUUGGAAAAUCUAAAAUUUGAAAAUCAUUAAGUUUAGAAAUUUCCAAAUUCCCAAUUUCCAAUUUUCACGAGAAAUACUUGAAGAGGAUCACUUCUAAUUUUAGAAGUGUCAAACCCACCCUGAUCCCUUCAUCUAGUUACGCCAAUGUCAUCUGGAAGCAUUUUACGCAGAUGUGCAGCGCGGCGCGUGCCCCUGGAUCCAAUGGUGGUGGAAAUGUUUCUUCGGUCAACUUCUACAGGGGAAGAGCCUGACCCCCGCGUGUACACGUACGCACACGAGUGUGAUAGGGAAUAGGGAGUCACACCUGGCCCUUAAAAAUAGCAUUGGCGUGAUUUGGUGACGUUGUUCGUGGCGUGCGCGCUAUGUCUAUAAUCACAGUUUGUUCAUUCCUUUAUCGACAGUCAUUCUGAUAUCUUUCACCAUUCCUAACAUUUUCGUGAUCGGUGUCACGUAUUCGUGACAUCGCAAAGUUUUCCAUCAUUGUUCUUUUUUAAAAAGCAAUUUUAAAGUUUACAUAAUUAUUUGGAAAGUUUACAGAAGUUUGAAAAUGUCCAAGUUCGAAGUUUGAAGAUUUCCAAAUUCAAGAAUUUGCAAAUUAUAAAUUUUCUGAACCACCGGAAUUUCCAGUAAUAGCCAGUGACCAUAGCGAAAGUAACGAAAGGGUUGAUAAUAGUUUUCAAAGCAAUUGAUUUGGGAAAAACUAAUCGAACACAGUUCCUGUUCACGCCAUUGCAUCCUCGUCGCUGAGAAUGCACCUAGUUACGCUUUGGCGGUUACACGAGGGUGCACACACAUGCCGAGGUACUUACACGGGGGUACACGUACCGUAUAGAGGUAUGCAACCCCGUGGAUACGACAAAAGGGAAGGGGAGGAGCUGUAUUUUCAUACGGGUUGGCUUACGAGCUCGAGGCGGGGAGAAGCGCGACUUACGGGAGGAAGUCGGAAGCGUCGCUAUACGAGUCAGUCGUUCGCGAAGCACCAAUACGUUUAGAUCGAUCGACGUUACGUCGUUUUUAAUAAAUAAUUAAUUUUGUGCAUCAAGAAGGAGUAAACACUGAACUCGCCAGAUUAUUGCAAAUCGAUAACUUAAUGAUCCAGUAAUUGUCCUUUAAAGUGGAGCCAAUUAUUUGAAAGUGGAUCCUUUUCAUAUAGUGUACCUUCAGUAAUAAAAUUUAUAAAAAGUAGAUAAUACAUUGUUAACGGAAAAGGAUGUUUUCGGUGUUAACGUGAAGAACCAUCGGAUUCUCCAUGGGGGUUGCUACGGACACCAUAAGGUCCUUCUGGCACGCGACCCGUGGGAGGGUCGUUCCGCUCUGUUGAGUCGUGAAACUACCCCAUACGAUCGCGUUAUUUUACCGCUCAUCCUCGUCGUUACCACAGAAACUGAAAGGGAAUUUUGAAAACUUUGUUGCAACGACAACGAAUUAAAUUUCGAUCAACGUAAAAGUUAGCUGUAUAAAUCGAAAAUGAGCGCGUUCAAGAGACAUCAAAGCAAAGUGUUCUGGAAUCAUAUGGCUGCUCAGGAUCUAGAAAGUGUAGAUCCUUUUGGAGCGAGAAACAAUUUCACCAGGACUAAGCAGAAUCGUGGAACUUGCUUCGAGAUACCCGAAGAGGAAGCGGAAGAACGAUCGUCCAGCAUCAACGAAAGCGACACGUUCGAAACUGCGAACGUAACGGCGAUUCGUGUUUGCCCAAAUGGAAAUGAAAAUUCUCAGGAUCUGUAUCCUACGAUUUCGAUCCACGAAGACAAUAAUUUGAUGACUCAAACGGUAACUAUGGACAUAAAGGAUGAAGAUAAAGACGACGACGAGAAUAUCGCUGGUGCGAUAAACAGGUCUUGCAGUCCUUUGAGCCAAGACCUCAGGAGUCUAGAUUCUGGCUUCUCCGAUUCCGAACGAUCGAAUUGUUCCGAGUUGUACGAGAACGAAACACCGCGACGUCGAAGAAGACGGAAAAGAGUGAGAGAUCGAAAACAUGGAACGAAACUCGGUGCUACUUGGUUGGAACACGAAACUCUUCCGGAUCCUACGUAUACUUCGACGCCCAAGGACUCCAGAAUUUUGCCUCGAAAUACAAUGGUCCUUAAUGCGUAUACCAAACGAAACGUGCCAAGAAUACAAAGACUAGAGGAGGAUCAAGUAGACGCGCCGAAAAUUCCAGCGUCCAUCUCCUUCGAGGAGGAAAGUCUCGGCGAUUUUCUGUACGCAGCCGAGCCACCGGAGGAUGCCAUAGAACCGCGGAGUACGAACUCGUCGACGAAUUCCUAUGAGACCGAAUCAUCCUGCAAAUCUCUUCUCCAUUCGAGAACGUACAGACAAUCGUCGUCGGUUAGAGCGUGGCUAAGUAACCUGGCGAUGGAGACCGAAAGCGAGUGCAACAACACUCUUCAAAGCAAAGCUCUGCCACGACGGAAACGUCGUGAGUUCUUGAGUGAAAGAGACGAAAUGAACGAUCUGAAGACUUUGUCUUCUUUAGCUACUGCGGCCGCGAAUAAGUUGUUGAUAAGGGUGGAGCAAUUCGAUAAACACUAUGAAUAUAUCUUUGACAAAGUGUCGCAUAUAGAAAGAGGCAGAUCCGAGAAAGAACUUCUGCGUGCCAUUGAGGACGAUGCUUUCUCCGUUCUCUCGGAGUUGGGCGCACCACCUCCUCGUAGAAUACAGCAGACCAGUUUGAAAGCAAUACUAUCGCAAUUGGAGAGCAUCAAGACUUACGUAGAUAGCGCUGUGGAUACACGUUUAGAUUUCUAUAUCGAGAAAAUAGUCAGAGGUUUGGAAGAGUCACCGAAGGAUGACACAACGGUAGCCAAAGGUGCUUUGGCGGCUUUGACUGCUCUAGGACUAUCAGGGCCUCGGGCAGGAAAUAGUAUCACCAGGUGUUCCGGUAUCAGGGCUCUGUUGACGUCCCUUCUCACAGCUGGAGCAUCGUCGGUGGAUUUCGUUACGGCUUCCCUUCGAGCUUUGGCGAGCGUAUGUUCUUCUGCCACAGCGAUACACCAGUUCGUCAAAGAUGGAGGUCCAGAGAUACUGACGGAUCUGCUGAGCACGGACAAAAUGUCCGAGAAGGAGAAAAUGGAAGCGACAGCGUUGGUCGUGCAAAUAACUGCACCGUGGGUCAACGCUUUAGGUUUACCUUAUCUGGAACCCUUCGCUAAUGACCUAAUUCCUUCGUUGAAUCGUCUAGUCGAGAGUACCAACUGCGGACAGACAUUAUUGUUGGUCGCAGCCGCGUUCAAUCAUUUGUCCAAGUCCAGAAAAUGUGCCCAGGUGAUACUGGAACACGGGACCGUGAAGAAGUUGCUGAAAACCGUGAAGAAAUCAACCGGCAAGAACGUUUGGUUGAUGGAGCAGGUAGCAGCUCUUAUCAGCGAACUGGCACGUAUCCCCGAAGCUCGAGCACACCUGGCGGAAGCUCGAGCCUCUAUCGCGUUGGUUUCUUUCCUUAGAAUGAGACCGCCAGGUCUUGAAGAUGCCUACAGACGUUUGGAAAUUACUGCAGCAGCAGCGCUCACGAGACUCUGUGUGGAUCCAGAGAUCGCGAGACAAGUAGUCGCUAUUGGAGGUGCUGAUUGUCUUCCAUCCUGCAGGGUCGAUGAUCUACUUACGGAGGACGAAGAUCAAGUCGAAGCGGGAUUGCUGCAGUAUACGAAAUCGUUAAGAAAAGCGUGUAAAAAGGCUGCGAAACAAAUUGAUAUUGCAAAGGCUAGCGACUGUAGUACAUUAAGUUAAGAUUGUACUUGAGAGAACCUAUCGGUACAGCGCAAUUUAUUCGAGAAGUUUUUGAAAUGUAUAAUUCUUAAUAUUAUUUAGGUAUAAAUAGUGUGCCGCAAUAAAAAUCAUGCAAAUUUUCUAUAA